AUGGGUGCUGUUUUACAACUCUUAUCCAUGGCAGGAAGUGUCCUUGGAUUUGUCUUUUUAACAUUAUGUAUUGCAUCGGGAUUAUAUUAUAUCAGUGAAAUUGUUGAAGAACAUACUGAACCAACUAGAAGAUUUUUAACUAGAACCAUUUGGGUUAUUGAAAUAUUAUUACUAUUAUUGUUAAUAUUUGAUAAAUUUCCAAUAAAAUUAACAAUUUUUGCAAUGGGAUCACAUAUGUUAUAUUACCAAAAUUUGAAAAAAUUUCCAUAUAUUAGUCUUACAAGUAUUACAUUUUUAUCCAGUUGCAUUGUAGUGGUAAUGAAUCAUUAUUUAUGGUUUAAACAUUUUAAUGAAGUUGAUAUUCCACCACAAUUUCAUUAUGAUCCAAAUUAUGUACCACCAAGGAGAGCAACAUUUUCACAAGUCUCAUCAUUUUUUGCAAUUUGUAUUUGGUUUAUGCCAUUUGCCUUAUUUGUAAGUUUAAGUGCAGGUGAUUAUGUUUUACCAACAACAGUUGAACAAGCUAAGAAGACAGAUGAAAUUACGGAAUUAAAUAGUGAGACAACUGCAAAAUUACGCGGUAGGACUAUUGGAUUAGCAAGAGUAGUAAUUCAUAAUGUACGUAAAUAUAUAUAUUCUGUACUUGCAUUGUUUGGUAUCCAAGUACAACGUGAUUAUGAUAAUCUUGGAAUAUAA
Molecule: messenger RNA, 696 nt
Organism: Maudiozyma saulgeensis
Lineage: Eukaryota; Fungi; Ascomycota; Saccharomycetes; Saccharomycetales; Saccharomycetaceae
Source: the annotation of a GenBank genome assembly